Molecule: messenger RNA, 2031 nt
Organism: Cladophialophora immunda
Lineage: Eukaryota; Fungi; Ascomycota; Eurotiomycetes; Chaetothyriales; Herpotrichiellaceae
Exons: 3
Coding region: 1-2031 (676 amino acids)
Biological process (GO): DNA-templated transcription
Molecular function (GO): DNA binding; zinc ion binding
Source: RefSeq, a predicted model, not a curated record
AUGGCAGGGAACGGGCCAUUCAUACUGGAUUCUGCAAUCCUAGGGACGCAGGAGUUCAACUGCAGUACCAUCCGUGGCAAAUAUGCACCAGCGGGGCCCCUGUCCCAGACGACCAAACGGCAGACCGGUGGCGUACCAUCGUUCAUUGCAGCCUUACCUAGGCAUCUUGAACCAGCCACCAUUGAAUUUCUUGCCAGCAAAGGUGUAUUCGAAGUUCCAUCGAGGACGGUUGUGAGACAGUUUUACUCGGUAUAUUGGAACACCAUCCACCCAAUUUUCCCCGUCCUGCAUCCAGAGGGCGUUGCGCUGGCUUCACCUCCUGCUGCAGUCCCGAAUAAUAAGGGAAACCCCCGUCCCAGCUUGUUGGAGGUACAUACCAUCAUGAUGGCUGUUUGUCCCUUUGCGCCGGCCUCUCUUCUACAGAAGCUUGGACACAAUAACGCCCAAGAUGCUCAGCAGCUUUGCUAUGAGCGCGUCAGGCAUCUCCUACAUUGCGAUGUUGAAUCUGAUCCCAUCGCCCGUUUACAGGCCCUCUUACUUAUGACGCAAAGUACUGAGGUAAGAGAUGGUGCAAGAGAUUGCUGCUUCUGGUCCGGGACUGCACUCGCCUAUGCCGAGUCCCUCGACCUCUUGAAAAUGGCGCGUGCUACAAAAGAUGCCAAAGACAAGGGAUUUUUGCACAGCUUAUGGUGUUGCUGCUUCGUCAGCGAGACCAUUUUCGCCUUCAGUCGGCGGCGGGCGCCCAAAAUGCGAAUGGAUCUCGAGUGUGAGCAAGCUCUGCGAUCACCUGAGUUCAACGACCAGAGAUUACCAGUUGCGAGCGUGGAAUCAUCGCCAUGCAAUCCCGCCGGUGCUACAGCGCAUCCCAUGGAACCCUUUGGGAAUCUCGUGCGCUUAAUGUCUCAUAUCAAUUACAUGCUCUCAAUAAAGCACGCUGCUCCAUAUCCGUCAAGUCACCACGAUACUAUCGCACUUGGGAGUGAGACGGGCUCUUUCAUGGCUCUCACGAGUCCUGAACUGGAAAACUGUCGCAGUCAAUUGCAGAAGAACGCAAAAAUCUUGUCUGAGAAGCUCAGACAAUCACCAGAUGAACGUUCCCCGUCGGAUGCUGGACCACGUGCAGCAUCUGAGAGCCUUUUCUUGCGGAUGCUCAUGGCGGCUGCAGACUGCGUGUUUUACUUUGACCCAAGGUGCACAUUGCGGUGCCGUCAUACAGCAAAUGAGAGAGUGAAUUGCAGGAAGCUUAGAAAGAGAGCCUGCGAUGCUGCACAUCAGAGUUCUCAACUAGCCAAAGAUGCGUUGGGUUCACAAUGUCCGUAUUUUAUGCCGGCUUGGAGCCUCCAUUUUCUCUUGCCUCCCGUGACAAUCUUAAUCCUUGAGGCCAAAUCAUCCAACGGAGAGGCACACGACCUAGCGAUCCAAAGGUUGGUAUCUCUGACGGGACUUCUGCAAAUGCUCGGAAAGAGAUUUACGGCUGUUCAACGGGCUGUUACAUUGUUGGAGGCUGCUAUCAAGAGUGCUGGCGGGCCUUUACAAACACUGGGAAUCCCUCCACGAGACGGUACGUCACAUCAUAUCUCUGGAGAAGCCCGCAACAUCAACUCUUUUGCCAACGGUUUUUCAGUCUUUCCGACACACCUGGAGUCCCUUAGCCCGGUCACUGAAGACGGAAAGAAUUCCAGGCAAGGGAGGGCGAUAGGCGGGGAACAAUUUAGCCCCAACCAUUUUGAGUGGAUUCGAGCAGCCAAUGUCUCGACAUCACCUGCAGUGGCAGGGAGUCCAGUACGAAAGGCCGCAGGCCAGGACAUCGAAGGCCUCUCAUCGUCUUAUCUCUUCGAGCUCGAGGACCGCUAUGUCGAGCAACUCAACGUCGCCAGUGACACGGUGUUUGGAAGUUGGUCGUCCCCUUCAUCGGCUGACCCUUACACCCAGCAGUGUCUCCAGCCGACCCUUAAAGAAUUCACCGCAGCUGACGACAUCACAUCACCUUGGCUAGGUGGAUGGGAAGACCUUUUGCAGAGCCAAACCUAG